This is a messenger RNA of Hansenula anomala, 546 nucleotides long. It is a transcript of the gene MIX23, whose product is annotated as Mix23p. Gene Ontology annotation, cellular component: mitochondrial intermembrane space. The record is from RefSeq and is a predicted model, not a curated record. Bases 1 to 546 code for a protein of 181 amino acids. Lineage: Eukaryota; Fungi; Ascomycota; Saccharomycetes; Phaffomycetales; Wickerhamomycetaceae. The transcript has a single exon.
AUGAGUUUUUGGAACCAGUCAAACGAAGAUGCAUUCCCUGAAUCGCCACGGGUCCCUGAUCUUUCCAGAGGCGCCUGCUUGAACCCAAAGGGCUUGCGAGCAUUCCUGAAGUUGUCAAGAGCCAAUACAGAUGAUGUGAUAAAGCAACGGUUGAACUCAUUGUUGAAUGAUAUGAAACACACCAAGGCUGAUAUAUGCAAUAAUUUCACAGACUCCAUACUGUUUCAAAGCUGGAGAGACCGUUUAGGUGCUAUAGAGUUUUGUGAUAAAGAAAGUGUCAAUUUGGAAAAAGCUAUUGAAUCUAAUCAAGAACCUGAAUUACAAGAAAAAUAUGUUGAUCCAAGAAUAGACCCUUAUGCUGCUAGAGAAUUCAAAGAGCUUAAAGAGUCUAAAUACAAGCAACUAAAAGAACUACAGCACUGGGUCCAUAAUGAAAAACUAGUCGAAGAUAUCAUUCAAUCAAGAAGUGUUGAAAUAUUGAGCGAUAAUUGUGGUAUGUCAGACUGGACACAACAAUUCAAAGACUGGACAAACUCUUUGAAAUGA